GACACGCCAUGAGGGUACUGUAUAAAAACAGUGGGGCUCGGAGCACUUGGCUCCAGUAGCUCUGGGUUUAGAACUGCCUCUCUGUCAAGAUGGAUUUCCUUCAUAGGAAUGGCGUGCUCCUUAUUCAGCAUUUGCAAAAGGACUACCGAGCUUACUACAGUUUUCUAAAUUUUAUGUCCAAUGUUGGAGAUCCCCGGAAUAUUUUUUCUAUUUAUUUUCCACUUUGGUUUCAACUUAAUCAGAGAGUUGGAACCAAGAUGAUAUGGGUAGCAGUCAUUGGGGAUUGGUUCAAUCUGAUUUUUAAAUGGAUAUUAUUUGGUCAUCGGCCUUACUGGUGGGUCCAAGAAACUCAGAUUUACCCAAAUCACUCAAGUCCAUGCCUUGAACAGUUCCCCACUACAUGUGAAACAGGUCCAGGAAGUCCAUCUGGCCAUGCAAUGGGCUCAUCAUGUGUCUGGUAUGUCAUGGUGACGGCUGCCCUGGGUCACACCAUCAGGCGGAUGGAUAAGUCUUCUACCACUCUGCACAGACUGACCUGGUCAUUUCUUUGGAGUCUUUUUUGGUUGAUUCAAAUCAGUGUCUGCAUCUCCAGAGUAUUCAUAGCAACACAUUUUCCUCAUCAAGUUAUUCUUGGAGUAAUUGGUGGCAUGCUUGUGGCAGAGGUCUUUGAACACACUCCAGGCAUCCAAACAGCAAGCCUGAGCACAUACCUGAAGACCAAUCUCUUCCUCUUCCUGUUUGCCCUUGGCCUUUACCUACUUCUGGGACUGCUUGACAUUGACCUGCUGUGGUCCGUGCCCAUUGCCAAGAAGUGGUGUGCCAACCCUGAGUGGAUCCACAUUGACACCACGCCUUUUGCUGGCCUCGUGAGAAACCUGGGGGUCCUCUUUGGCUUGGGUUUUGCCAUCAACUCAGAGAUUUUCCUUAGGAGCUGCAGAGGGGAAAAUGGCUACAGGCUGAGCUUCCGGCUGCUCUGCACAAUGGCCUCAUUGACCACACUGCAGCUCUAUCAUUUCAUCAAAAUCCCAACUCAGGCAGAAUAUCUAUUUUAUGUGCUAUCUUUUUGUAAAAGUGCAUCCAUCCCACUGACUGUGGUUGCCCUCAUUCCCUACUGUAUUCAUGCGCUCAUGAAACCGAGUAAAAAAAAGAUCCAUUAGAGUUGUGGGAAGGGUUAGUGCCCUGGGGCCUUGGAGGAUCUUCCUCCUCCAUCCUCUGGUAGAACCAUGUGACAGGGAGAGAUUGAGGCUCCCUUCCACGGUUACAAAAUAGCAGCCACAGGCCCCAGUCACCCAUGUAUGUGUUUAGGUUUGGCUUUCUUUUUUCCUUCUAUUUUAGAUUAGUUGCCAAUAUUUAAA
Molecule: messenger RNA, 1355 nt
Organism: Phacochoerus africanus (Common warthog)
Lineage: Eukaryota; Metazoa; Chordata; Mammalia; Artiodactyla; Suidae
Gene: G6PC2
Product: glucose-6-phosphatase catalytic subunit 2
Exons: 5
Coding region: 90-1157 (355 amino acids)
Biological process (GO): gluconeogenesis; glucose 6-phosphate metabolic process
Cellular component (GO): membrane
Molecular function (GO): glucose-6-phosphatase activity
Source: RefSeq, a predicted model, not a curated record